Molecule: messenger RNA, 1113 nt
Organism: Penicillium angulare
Lineage: Eukaryota; Fungi; Ascomycota; Eurotiomycetes; Eurotiales; Aspergillaceae
Product: putative isopropanol dehydrogenase
Exons: 1
Coding region: 1-1113 (370 amino acids)
Cellular component (GO): mitochondrion
Molecular function (GO): oxidoreductase activity
Source: RefSeq, a predicted model, not a curated record
AUGUCGACGCACAGAGCCCUUGUACUUCACUCCCGGGAUAAGCCGCUUGUCCUUGAAACUCUCAACCGUCCCAUUGCAUCAACAGGCGACGCAAUUGUCCGCAUAUUGGCUGCUGAUAUCGUCCCAUACAUGGGAGAAGUAAUAAGCAACAAGCGGCCUUACCCCCUCUCCCUGCCUAUGACCCCGGGGAAUACUGCCAUCGGGCGAAUCCACGAAGUAGGGCCGGACUCCGUUGCUCUCAAACCAGGUCAAUUGGUAUUCUGCGACAUUACAAUUCGCGCCCGAGACAACCCUGCCGUAUCUAUUCUAUAUGGUAUUCACGGGGGCGGAUAUCCCGCCGCACAAAAAUUGAUGGAAGGAGUUUGGCGCAACGCAACAUACGCCGAGUACACGCGGUUCCCAUUAGAAAAUCUUUACCAACUUGAUGAGAAUCUUCUUCUGACAAAACUGGGAUACAGCAUCAGCGACCUAUGUCUGAUGCCUGUAUGUCUCGUUCCGUUUGGUGGUCUUUCAGAGGUCGACGUAAAAUCUGGCGAGGUGGUCAUCGUGGCCCCAGCAACGGGGCGUUAUGGCGGCGCCGCUGUUAGCGUUGCAUUGGCAAUGGGCGCAACCGUCAUCGCCGCUGGGAGGAAUAUGGAUGCUUUGGACAAGCUUAAGAAUAUUCAUUGCACAUAUCGGCUAAAGACUGUCCAGGUCACCGGCGAUGAGGCUGCUGAUGCGGAGUUGUUUCGAGCCGCGGCUGGAAGGACGGAUGGAGCAGAUGUUUACCUCGACCUUUCCCCACCAGCAGCUAAGGGAUCGACUCUUCUGGCAUCUGGAAUCAAGUCGUUGCGUGCGUUUGGCCGAUGUGUUUUGAUGGGUGGAAAUUUGGGAAAUGUCGACUUUCCAUAUCUUGACAUCAUGUUCAAGAGUAUUCGGAUCCAAGGGCGAUUUAUGUAUGAUCGGCGACAUGUGUUGCAGAUGAUCCAGAUGAUUGAGUCGGGAUUACUUCCUCUUGGUCAGAAGUCGGGUAUCACUCGCACGGAGGAGUUCGGACUUGAGGAGAUCGAAGGGGCAUUGGAGGCGGCUGGGAAUCUGAGUGGUUGGGGUGGGCAUAUUGUGUUGAAACCAUAG